Messenger RNA from Cucumis sativus (cucumber), 884 nucleotides. Its product is annotated as chaperone protein dnaJ 20, chloroplastic. NCBI's taxonomy places the organism in Eukaryota, Viridiplantae, Streptophyta, Magnoliopsida, Cucurbitales, Cucurbitaceae. Gene Ontology annotation, cellular component: chloroplast. The coding region runs from base 3 to 656 and encodes 217 amino acids. The record is from RefSeq and is a predicted model, not a curated record. The transcript has 2 exons.
AUAUGAUAGAACGGAAGAUAGACGGAGAAAAACAGAGAGAAAUGCAGUGUUCCGAUUUAACCUUUUCAGGGAGCGAUUCACGCUUCUACAUCCCUUCUAACCCUACCACUACCGCCCGCCGACCAAUUUCCGGCUACCGAUCUCGGGUUUGCUUUCCACACACUCCGCCGUUCAAUUCGACGCGCUUGCCGUCUCUUUCAAUUCGAGCCAAGGCCUCGUUCAACGAAGGAUUCGUUUCCUCCGAGGUCGCCGAAGGCUCCUUCUACGAUUUGCUCGGCAUAUCUAAGUCCGGAUCCUUGGAGGAAAUCAAGCGCGCGUACAAGCAGCUCGCUCGGAAGUACCAUCCGGACGUUUCACCGCCGGGGUGUGUGGAGGAAAAUACGAAGAGGUUCAUUCGUGUUCAGGAGGCGUACGAAACGUUAGCAGAUCCGAGGAGGAGAGCGCUGUAUGAUAGAGAUAUGAUUGGAGGGCUUCAAGUCGCGUUCUCUGCUAGGAGACGAUACGACGCCGAUGAGGAAGUUGCACAGAAAAGUGGAUGGAGAAACAGUUGGGAAGCUCAGAUUUCGGAAUUGAAGAGAAGAAGUAUGGAGAAGGAUUUGAGACCAAAUAUGUCAUGGGGAGCUCGAAUGCGCCGGCAAAUGAACGAACAAAGUUGAUGGAAAUAGAAUUAUUCAUAUCAAGGAAAACCCAUGUUUGACUCAGAAUCAGUAAAUAGAAUACGGCUUAUUCGGUAACAUUAGCUUUUGUUGUUAGUUUUUUCUUUGUAAUUUCCUUGAAACCUACUCUAUGUGAAAAGCUUAACAAUAAAAAGAAAAAGUGAGUCAUUUUCAAAUGACAAAUAAUUAUAUGCAUUUCUACCCCAAAUGCUCAUUUUGAUGCCCAAA